Andrographis paniculata is the source of this 2564-nucleotide messenger RNA. Its product is annotated as transcription factor bHLH143-like. Gene Ontology annotation, molecular function: protein dimerization activity. Lineage: Eukaryota; Viridiplantae; Streptophyta; Magnoliopsida; Lamiales; Acanthaceae. The transcript is spliced from 4 exons. Bases 1167 to 2255 code for a protein of 362 amino acids. The record is from RefSeq and is a predicted model, not a curated record.
AGGGAAUCAUCAUCGCACAACCACCAGCUGCAGCGGGGCCACCGAUUCGCGUAGCAGUACAGUGCAGUGCUCACGCACGCAUGCAAAGCAUGAUUGCUCGCACGUUUGGCACACUAAUUCACGAAAAUACGAAACCUAACACCACCGGCACCGGAAAAGAAUAUAUCUAUAAAAAAAAUAAAUUAAAUGCGCUGUGCUGUUCUCAAUCUGGUUUCGUGCAGUGCCCAUGAAUUUGUCGUCUCUAUAUAGCCUUCAUCUGUCUCCCCUCCCCUCGCCUUAAUUGUACACGGGUUUUAGCUCACUGCUACUUCUCCUCCUUUCUCUGCAAGCGGAAGCCUCUUCGUAAGAUUUGUACUGCUGCCCGAGUCUCUGGUGCCAGUGGGAUUUUCCGGGUAACUGGUUGGGGGCUCUUGAAUCCAGUAAGAAGUGGCGAUCUAUCCAGUUGAAGAACAGUAUGCGGUGGUGCAGUUUGUCCGUGUUUCGUAAAGUUACCUCGCUCAACUUAUACUGCCAUGUGAUUCUGUAAAGUUGUGUCAAUAUUUCGUUACCUUACUUCCUUUCCCACCACUCCUAGAUUACACAUACAGUUGUUUCCAUGGGAUCUACUCGAUUUCUUGUUCUUCCUUGCCGGAUAAACUGAGUGUUUCUCAAAGUUCUUUAGCCCGUUCUUUGCAUAACUCCUUGUCUUUUGUAGGACUUUCCAUCUUUUUUGUUAAUUGUGGUCGAUUGAAUUCUGUUCCUUCCUUCGUCAUCUUCGGUUGGAAGACUCAGAAUCACUUGUGACCGAGUAGUUAUUUUUAUCCAAACCUUUCCUUAUUUCGUGUUAGAGAUUUCAAAUUGCCUUUUGGUUCAUCACUUUGUAUUCAAAAGUGACCUAGUGGGGAAGAGUAGUUAUGGUGUGCCAAGCAGCUAGCCAAACCAGAUUUCGGGCUUUAAAACACGAGAGUGGAAUUGCCGGUUCUGCCACCAUAGUAGUUAGAGUCAUUGCAUGCUUCCAACCCCUCCACGAUUGCCAGGCUGAGUAUUUCCGCCAUCUGCUUAAACCUGUCACGUAAUUGAUUUUCCUUUCCGUCCAUUCAAGUUCCGCCGGAGUUUCUUUAGUUAUUUCAAUUUUCAUUCAAAGAUACAACAUCCGAACAGAUAUUCUUAGGUCAUUGUGUGCAUUAAUGGAGAAGGAUUUUAGAUUCGGAUUUCAUAACCAGCAGCUGCAUCUUUCAUUGCCUAAUCUGAAUUCAUCCCAUUCUCCUUUCGACAUGGGUUGUUCAAAUGCUGGCCCGGUUCUCACCGAUCCUAACUCUGCCAAGGAUUCCUUGGUGAGAGCUGCUCCAUUGUUUCCAGUUUCUCAGUUUCGACAAUCGAGGGUAUGUGAACUGAAUGACACACAGAACAGAUUGUUCCAUGUACCGGAUCUCUACAAGACUCUAAAUGCUGCACCGAAGGAGAAUCUUCUCACUGGUCUAUUUGAAUCCGGACAGCGUGCAGCCCCUGCUUCUACAGGCAUUGCUCAUAAUCGGAAGCAAUUUCUUGUAUUUGAUCAUUCCGGCCACAAGACCACCUUGAUAUAUAGUUCUGGAGUUCAGACACUGUCUGAGUGUGGAGCUAAGGGGACUGAGAAUCCCCCGACCAGUUAUAUCUUCAGUAAAGAUCCGGAGAGGAUUAGAGGAGACCUUUGGAGAGCAAACACUGCUGAUGAGAGCAUAGGGGAUGAUGAUGAGUCAAGAAAUGAAAUGCAAGAAGACACUGAAGAACUGAACGCUCUUCUGUGCUCUGAUGGAAACAGUGAUUUUACAAGUGAUGAUAAUGAAGAAGCGAGCACUGGCCAUUCGCCCAGCUCAAUGACGGACAAUGGCGUGCAUGAUCCAGUCGAGGAAUCUGAAACUGGUGAAGAAGUCGACAGUUUGGUGGUAACCCCCCAAUCCAAAAGGCAAAAACUGUUGGAUGGAGGAGAAGGAUAUGGGGAGUGGGAGGAUAGGGACAGCUGGAAAAGGUCGAUGCCCUCCUUGGAGGAUGAGAAGGAGGAGUUGGAAUCCUGGCAGUCCGGGAAGAAGAGAUGGAGGAAAGAGAGAAUUCGCGAGACUCUGAGCAUUUUGCAGAGACUGAUCCCAAACCCAAGUGUGAAUAAUGGUAAAGGUGCAGUGUAUGUUAUUGAUGAGGCAAUUCGAUACUUGAAAUCUUUGAAGGCGGAAUCCGGGGCUUUGGGGCUCGACGACGACAGUCUUGUCGGGGCAGAAUCAGAAUCCUCUUUACAUUUAUAACAUUUGAGUGUGUGUGUCUCAGCUGAGUAAGAAAGAUGAGAUGUCGAUGAUGAUUGGUCCUUGCUCCUACUCUGCUACCAUCGAUCUUUUCUUUCCUUUUAGAAUUGAACGAGUGAAGCUAAAGUUGUGCUGGUAAAAUUGGAUUUGAAUUGAAUUGUGGUGCACCUCACCUCAUAACUAAUCUCAUCUAUGGUUGUAGUUGAUGAUGAUAUGGCUGGCUAUGGGGUGGGGGGGGGUUGCACUACAUUGGUUCUACUUCUCUUAUUGUUAUUAUUGAAUGGAGAAUAUCAUAUGCAUGUAUUAUUAUUA